Messenger RNA from Schistosoma rodhaini, 730 nucleotides. NCBI's taxonomy places the organism in Eukaryota, Metazoa, Platyhelminthes, Trematoda, Strigeidida, Schistosomatidae. The record is from the annotation of a GenBank genome assembly.
AUGAAUAUUUCAAAUAUGAAGCUCAAUAAUGUCCAUUACCCAUUUAUUAUCAUUAUUAUUUCAUGCAUUAUACUAGAGACAGUUAGUGAAUUCAUGGGAAAUACGUACCUAUCCAGUAAUGAGAAUCCACAAGAAUCAGAAGAUUCAACGUUCCGGUUAUUACAAGAGAGCAAAGAAUAUUUAUACUUUCAAUGGAAUCCAUUUAAAAGAGAAUAUUACGGUGCUCUAUUUCUUGAACUAGAGGAUGGUGUUUCACGACAAAUGCCAGAUGAUGUAGAAGAGGCAACGUUAAAAACUGUUGGUCCAGCGUGUGAAGUUCAAACGUACUCUCUUAGGCAAUCAGUAGGCCGGGCGAUCGUUGGUUAUUAUGAUAAAGAAUUAAGAGAAUUAAAUUUUAAGCGAAUUUUCAGAGUGCAACAUGGUACAUUAACAAGAAUCAAUGAUAAAUCUAUUAAUUUAACAUGGGAAAUUGAAGAUGAAAUUUGUUCAACUGAAGAUUUAAUCAUUAUAUUUAAGAAGGAUUCAUCAGGAUUUCAUCGAAUGUAUACUGUAACUGUGAAUGAGAAAAUUUUUAAUUUCAUGGAAGAAUUACAUAAUGAUGAACAUGUUAUUAUGACUACAUAUCAUGAAAGUAGUUUUGGUUUAUCUGAAUUAGGUAAAUUUUCAUUAGCAUUCCACAUAACUACAUUAAUUUAAACAAAUAUUUAUAUUACUACUACUACUACUACUA